Messenger RNA from Salvelinus sp. IW2-2015, 805 nucleotides. RefSeq names its product DnaJ (Hsp40) homolog, subfamily C, member 15. Gene Ontology annotation, cellular component: PAM complex, Tim23 associated import motor. Gene Ontology annotation, molecular function: ATPase activator activity. The record is from RefSeq and is a predicted model, not a curated record. Gene Ontology annotation, biological process: protein import into mitochondrial matrix. NCBI's taxonomy places the organism in Eukaryota, Metazoa, Chordata, Actinopteri, Salmoniformes, Salmonidae.
AUGUACUGUGUUUUAGGUCGCUAUGCGUUCCAGUUGUGGAAGUGUCUAGGACAGGUCCUGUCACAGACUAAGAAGAUGCCCACCUCAGCCUUCUCAUCUCAUCACUAUAAAGGAGGGUUUGACCAGAAGAUGACUAAAAGUGAAGCCAGCCUCAUCCUUGGUAUUAGCCCAACCAGCACCAAGUCCAAGGUGAGAGAUGCCCACCGGAGGAUCAUGGUCCUGAACCACCCAGAUAAAGGGGGAUCUCCUUACAUGGCUGCGAAGAUCAACGAGGCCAAGGACCUGCUGGAUAAAGGCCAGCAGGGCGGAUAACUACAGCCCCCAUCACCCCACUGACCUCCUGAACUACAGUACACUACAGAUUAAAACUAAAGAUCCCAACUAUAGACCUAGCUGCUGACCUGGACUACAGUACACUACAGAUUAAAACUAAAGAUCCCAACUAUAGACCUAGCUGCUGACCUGGACUACAGUACACUACAGCUCCAUUUCUAUCCCUUACCUUCCCCAGAAGCAGUGUGACUGCACAAAUGGACAAUAUACACAAUCCUUGUUACGUCGCAGUCAGGAAAGGUACUCUUUCAAGUUGAAGGUUGUCUGUAGUUAUAGGUUUACAAAAGUCAACAUGUUUACUGUACAGUCUGUUGUAAAUACACUAUACCAUAAGAUACAAGAUGAUAAUAAUAUUCCUUAGAAAUUACCUUAGAAUUCCUCAAUGUGGUAAAGACAUGGCCGCUGUGUGUGUGUAAUUUAGCCAAUGUUGCUGAAUAAAGCAUUUUAUGGAAUGGUAAUCAAUGACUCAUUA